AUGGCGCUAUCAGAUGCCGAGAAGGCGGCUUUGGAGCCCUUGUUUGUGAAGAUUAACGCUGACGCUGAGAAGAUUGGAGGUGAAGCCAUGGAGAGUCUCUUCCAGCACCAUCCAGACACCAAGUCCCACUUCACUCACAUGGACGUGACCCCCGGCAGUCAGGAUCUGAAGACACAUGGAGGGAAGAUCAUCCACGCCAUUAAUGAUGCCCUCAACCACUAUGGAAAUCUGCAGGAGAACUUGGCCACACUGCGGGAGAUGCACACCAACAAGCUGAAGCUCAGUGUGGACACCAUCAAGAUGAGGCUGCUGUGUGGUUGUCUCCUGGAGGUCGUUGUCAAGCAUUUCCCAGAUGUGGACAAGUCGUCCUGUGACAAGUUCCUCAAUGAGGUUGCUGUUGCCCUGAUUGCCAGCUGA
Messenger RNA from Bufo gargarizans (Asiatic toad), 417 nucleotides. Its product is annotated as hemoglobin heart muscle subunit alpha-type-like. Bases 1 to 417 code for a protein of 138 amino acids. Gene Ontology annotation, molecular function: oxygen carrier activity; heme binding; haptoglobin binding. Gene Ontology annotation, biological process: oxygen transport; hydrogen peroxide catabolic process. Gene Ontology annotation, cellular component: hemoglobin complex; haptoglobin-hemoglobin complex; blood microparticle. The transcript is spliced from 3 exons. NCBI's taxonomy places the organism in Eukaryota, Metazoa, Chordata, Amphibia, Anura, Bufonidae. The record is from RefSeq and is a predicted model, not a curated record.